Messenger RNA from Closterium sp. NIES-67, 1111 nucleotides. NCBI's taxonomy places the organism in Eukaryota, Viridiplantae, Streptophyta, Zygnematophyceae, Desmidiales, Closteriaceae. The record is from the annotation of a GenBank genome assembly.
GUGUGUGCAGCAAGCCCCCAUCAACUCAAGAAGAAUUUAUCUUGCACAUCCAAGAACAAGAGCUCAAGAUUUCAAGCCCAAGGGACGCGGAUAAAUAUUAAAUAGUGAAAAUAGUAACGUUACUUCGUGUAGUGUUACAUUUCACUUGGGGUAGCCCCUUGGAGGGUUGGUUUCGAGACUCUUCAUGGUUGGGGACUCUGUGGUGGUGUACCACCAACCUGGACCUCGGCUCUUGGGGUAUGUAGAGGCUGGGAACCAUCUCCCUCUCGAACUCUUCUUGCUAAGUUUGUACUCCUAAGACUAUAGUGGCUGCUGUACCUCCUACCAGUAAAACCGCCAUAGUGUCGUCAAAUCUUCAUGGAAUUUCAUGAUUCAACUUGCUGCUGAUAGGCGACAGCAACGCGCUCCAGAUUCAAUUUACAGAUCACCGUUUGAGGCACAGAUCAGAUCGCCACCAAGUUUUGAAGCUGUCUGACCGAAUUCUGACUGUCCUGAAUUUCUCUCAUUUUAGGCACAUCUGAGCCUAUUGUGAUUAUAACAAGUGGUAUCAGAGCCCCUUGGAGCCGUCUCGACCAUGCCUAGGCCUGAGGAAGGGGGUGGCAGAGGUGUUGGAGGCAGAGAAGACGCCCAAGCACAAGCAUGGGCCGUGGGCAUGGCCGUGGAAGGGGCAGAGGGCGAGGAGGAAGAUUUGGCAGCAGUAACUUCAAUGGAGGCCGUGGUAAUGGAGGAUAUGGCAGCAACAACGACAAUGGCUACGGGCGUGGGCGCGGUCGAUUUGAUGGCGAAUGCCACUUUUGCCACAAGACCGGCCACAUGUGGAGAGAUUGCUUCAGAUUGCCUGAUGGAUGGACCCCUUCUCAAGGCCAAGAGGGAAGAGGAGCAAGGGGAGGAAGAGGCAGAGGUCGUGGAGGCCGUGGUGGCCGUGGAGGCGAAGCGGCAAGCAUGAAAGGUGGAGACUACGACAAGGACUCGAGUGAAGAUCGAUACCCGGGCCAAUUCUUCUUUGUCUCCACACAAGCGGCAGCUGCAGCAGGAGGUGUGGAAGGCUUUGAGGAGCCAGCAACUGUGGGAAAUGUCACCCUUCACUCUCUGGACUUUUGGGUGAUCGAUA